Aspergillus clavatus NRRL 1 is the source of this 3078-nucleotide messenger RNA. Its product is annotated as histone deacetylase hosB. The transcript has a single exon. The coding region runs from base 1 to 3078 and encodes 1025 amino acids. Gene Ontology annotation, cellular component: nucleus. NCBI's taxonomy places the organism in Eukaryota, Fungi, Ascomycota, Eurotiomycetes, Eurotiales, Aspergillaceae. Gene Ontology annotation, molecular function: histone deacetylase activity. The record is from RefSeq and is a predicted model, not a curated record.
AUGUCGUCAAAGAAGCCCUUAGAGCAAACCACACCCACCGCAUCUUCCAUGGCGGCGGAGUUCUUUCAGCAGGAAAUGAAUAUACACCAGUCGGAAGAUCUCAAGGCCAAGACUAUAGUUGUUGUUCAUGACGCCUGCUACGGCCAUCGUUUUUCGCGACCACGAACCUCUAAAACUGCCCUGAGCUAUAUUGUCGAACGCCCGGAAAGGAUCCAAGCCUGCGUGCUCGGCGUGUCUGCAGCAUAUGUCCAUAUGGCCUGUCGACACGCUGGGAAACGGUUCGCGCCUCAUCCUGAUCUUGAUCCUCAUCAGCUCCCUGUGCCGCCUUUCCAGAUCCGCAAGACAUCGCGAACUCUUCCUCUCAGCUCUGCAGCUGUGACCCAUGUGCAUGGGACGAAGUGGAUGGAAGACCUGAAAACCAUGUGCGACGCAGCAGAGUCACGUCUUGCGUUGAACGGGAAGGAGUUGGUUCGGCCACGCAGUUCAGGAAAAGACAGUGACUCGACAAAGAAAGCCCCGCUCAACGAUGGCGAUCUAUAUCUGUGCGCUGAAUCGUUGAAUGCCUUUGAAGGUGCGCUCGGCGGAGUCUGCGAAGGUAUCGACGCCGUGUUCAGUCCUGGUGCGACACAAAGAGCGUUUGUUUGCAUUCGUCCCCCAGGCCAUCAUUGUUCUGUCGCCCAGCCAUCCGGAUUUUGCUGGAUCAAUAACGUCCACGUGGGCAUCACUUAUGCUGCCAUGACGCACGGCUUGACCCAUGCUGCCAUCUUGGAUUUUGACCUCCACCAUGGCGACGGCUCGCAGGACAUUGCGUGGGAGCAGAACCAGAAAGCAUUGUCGGCAGUCUGGAAUGCGGCCAACCACAAGAAAACCAGGAUCGGCUAUUUCAGCUUGCAUGACAUCAACUCGUUUCCCUGUGAGGGUGGUGAUCCGGAGAAAGUGCGUAACGCGAGUGUCUGUAUUGACAAGGCGCACGGGCAGUCGAUCUGGAAUGUUCAUCUGGAGACGUGGAAGGAUGAAGCGGAGUUCUGGGAAAUCUACGGAUCUAAGUAUACGUUGAUACUGGAAAAGGCACGCGCAUUUCUGCGACUCCAUACGGAACGCCUACUUCAGGCCCCCCAUGACACGCCACCCAAAGCCGCAAUCUUUAUCUCCGCAGGGUUUGAUGCUAGCGAAUGGGAGGGAUCCGGUAUGCAGAGACAUCAAGUGAACGUUCCAACCGAGUUCUACGCCAAGUUCACUGCUGAUGUUGUUCGGAUGGCGGAGGAGGAGGGUCUGGGAGUGGAUGGGCGCGUUAUCAGUGUUCUUGAAGGAGGCUAUAGUAACCGCGCGUUGACCAGUGGAGUUCUCAGUCACCUGGCCGGUCUGGGAGAUAAAACAACCAUGCUGGCCGAUGUUAACGGUACACAACAGGCGGGCCUGGCGUACGAGAUGUUUGACCGUCUGCAUAUCGCGGAACACGCUUCAACAGAAACUAGGCGCACGCUGUCUGAUGUCGAAUACGAUACUGAGUGGUGGGCAUCAACCGCGCUUGAGGAUUUGGAGGCGCUUGUCUAUGCACCUGCUCCCCACGUUUCCAAGUCGAAGUCAGCUCCUACUUAUUUUGCGCCCACGCGGUCCUUCACGGCUAAAGUUGUCCCCUCCUCCCGUGAUCGAAGAUCGAGUGGCUCCCAGACGAGCUUGGAUGCCAUACCAUUACCAGAGAUACCCUGGACUACCGCAGCGCACGAGCUGUCCAAGAUACUCAUCCCCAGCCACCGGCAAGUUUCAAGUUAUCGUCCAGAAGAGCUUAAUGCUGAAGCCUCACGCCUACGGCGGGAACGUCACACGGCUGCAGUCGCUGCUCAAAAGCCCGGCAACGUACCAGGAGCGGCAACAGCGCCGGAAGCAAGUCGGAUGCAACUCCGCACUCGCAAGCCCAAAACCUCUCUUCCCAGUUCCCCACAGGUGGAAACACCGAAGAAGCAGGUCAUGAAGAGCAAUCGAAGGACCACUAUCGACCCUGCUAGUGAUCUUCCAGGCUCAUCCACUGACCGUUCGCCUAUUAUUAAGACCACUCGCAGAAAGAGCGCAACCUCAACGCCGGUCGCUUCUGGAAAGGUUGUUGCAAUCGAGACUGCUCAAGGGCAGCCCGGAGCUUUAACCACGAUAAGCGAUAGAUCCGCGAUGUCGGAAGUGGACGCGAAGAACCGGCCUUUAGUAUCCAGCGGCAGCCGCCGACCUAGCACGUCUCGUGUAACCACGCCCAAGCUCUCUGAGAGCAAUGUGCCUCCAGUGCCUCCAUUACCUCCAGCGACGUCCGUGCCAUCUACUGUCACACGUGACUCCCUAGGCGACGAACUGCGAACACUUCUGGAUGAUGGAAAAAUGACCACUGCGCAAGAUGGUGAAACAAAGCGUGCAGAUGUAGAUGACUUGACCGCUGGCGUCAAAAAACUGAGCAUCAAGUUGAAGGUACCGACACCGGAGGAGCACGCUGCUCGCGAGAAAGAGAGGAAAGCAGCCGAGGACCGCAAGAGACGUACGUCCAAGGGAACAACUUCCAGACCUCGACUGCCCAAAAAGGCUUCGAGUGCCGUCGCGGGCUCACAGACAUCUGUUGCAAAACAAACCUCUCGACCAUCAUCCAGUCGCGGCACUCAACAGGCACCCGACUUCAAUCGAUCGACUCAGAGCGCACCGAUCGAUAUCAUCAAGCAGGAAAGUGAGGAGAUGCUGCAUGAAGAUCCCAUUGCAUCAUCGCCUGAUCCCCUCGUGGAACCUGGAAUGCCGCAGCUGAAUAAUGUCACUAUCCAACGGCCUCGCUGGGAAAGGUCAGUUUCGGCUUCUGCUUUAGCUCCAGAGUCUUCCUCUGUGCCGGUAACCUCGCCUACCAUGGCGCAAGAAUCCAUUCCUGUCCAAUCUAAGGUAUACGCGCCACCGACUACCGCAGGCCAGACGAUGAAAGGCUUCCCUGUGUUCACCGCGAGCGGGCCGAUUCCAUUUGCGGCAGCAGGUCUUGAUAAUAGCAACCAGGAAAAUUGGGCGUCACCUUCUCAGGACCAUUCUUCUCAGCCUGAUUCUGAUCAUUACCCCAAUUAG